AUGGACCCUAGGCUGUACGAUCCCGAUGACGUGAAGCACAUCGACCCCGAGAAGCCACACUGGCAGGACCCACGCUUUGAAUCACGCGAAAGUCUUCAGUUUUUUGAUUUUUGGGGGUACAACAGGGACUGGAGCUGGACGCUCUUCCGGGCCUCUACCGUUAUCUUUGCUAUUGCGCUUUACUGGGAGCUGCUCACGCUGCUAUAUACGCAGAAUGACCCACCGCGGAUUACGGGCAGCACCACUGUGUCACCUGUUCCAGACCAUGCGAGGGACGACAAGGCAACCGAGGAAGAGUUACGUGCCACAGGCUUCGCAUACAUUGGCGUAAAGGAGUUGGACCAUCUUGGUCUGUCAAGCGGCGGAAGCACACCGUCAGGGAGGAAGGAGGAGGACGCUUAG
This is a messenger RNA of Trypanosoma rangeli, 402 nucleotides long. RefSeq lists its product as uncharacterized. NCBI's taxonomy places the organism in Eukaryota, Euglenozoa, Kinetoplastea, Trypanosomatida, Trypanosomatidae. The record is from RefSeq and is a predicted model, not a curated record. The transcript has a single exon. The coding region runs from base 1 to 402 and encodes 133 amino acids.